Messenger RNA from Aspergillus sclerotioniger CBS 115572, 1065 nucleotides. RefSeq names its product Zn(II)2Cys6 transcription factor. Bases 1 to 1065 code for a protein of 354 amino acids. Gene Ontology annotation, biological process: regulation of transcription by RNA polymerase II. NCBI's taxonomy places the organism in Eukaryota, Fungi, Ascomycota, Eurotiomycetes, Eurotiales, Aspergillaceae. Gene Ontology annotation, molecular function: zinc ion binding; DNA-binding transcription activator activity, RNA polymerase II-specific. The record is from RefSeq and is a predicted model, not a curated record. The transcript has 3 exons.
AUGGCUGCUUACAGUUGUGAUGAGCACCAACCAAGCUGUUGUCGGUGCCGGGCCAAAUCACUGCCCUGCAGUUACCAAACAACCAUCGAACCAUCUUCCUCCAUUCCUCCUCAACCAUCCCCAUCAAUACCCGAUCCAAAGACCGAGCCAUCGCUCAACUCCAGAGACCUUGAGCUCAUGGUACAAUGGUGUACACACACCCACUGUACUCUUUCUCGCAACCAUUCUAUAGAAUGGACAUGGAAAUCAGUCGUUCCGAAACUGGCAGUCCAUCAUCCGUCUCUUAUGCACGGCAUUCUAGCUCUUUCAGCCUUGCACCUUGCAUUCCUCAAUACCAGUCAUCAACGCAAAGAAUACCUAGAUACUGCUCAGUCGCAUCAUCUCAAAGCCAUCGCGGCUGUCAGAAACAUCAAUGCACUCAGCCAGGCCAAUGCCAGCUCAGCCUACGCACUCUCUAACAUCAUCAUCAUCUUUACAUUUGCUCUGCCCCUUCUUGGCGGCGUUAGCGUCGACUCGACAUUCUUCAACGAACUAGUACACAUCUUCCGAGUCAGUCGCGGGUCUCUUAGUAUCCUAUUGGAAGUCUCCGAAUGGGUGAAAGAGAGUGAAUUGGCUGUCCUCACAACCGCCGCCACGGUAGGACAAUCAAACCCACAUCAAUCAUCCACACUGCCAUCAUUCCUGGACGAAGCCCUCAGAGAGGUCAUGCACCUCAAUAAUCAAUUAGGAGAGAGCGACCCAUAUUACCAGCUGGAGCUAUACAAACUCGUACUCGGUGAGCUCCGGGUCGCAUUCGAGAGCAUUUCAAGUGAUAGUGAAGAUGGAAUCAUCACUGCUGUUUUCUGGUGGAUUUUCAGAGUUCCAUCCGAGUUCUUGGACCUUGCAGCCAAUAGACAACCGUUUGCCAUGGUCGUUCUUGCGUUUUUCUGUGCUUUGAUGCAUCGCUUACGCAGACAGUGGUGGAUGGGCGAUUGGGCGGAAAAGGUGACUCGAGAGAUUCGGCCUUCUUUGGAGAGUGGGUUGGGAGAUUUCAUUCCUUGGGAUUUAUUAUUCGGGACGAAUUAG